Talaromyces marneffei is the source of this 1422-nucleotide messenger RNA. RefSeq lists its product as uncharacterized. Gene Ontology annotation, molecular function: cyclin-dependent protein serine/threonine kinase regulator activity; protein kinase binding. Gene Ontology annotation, biological process: regulation of cyclin-dependent protein serine/threonine kinase activity. The coding region runs from base 1 to 1422 and encodes 473 amino acids. The transcript is spliced from 2 exons. The record is from RefSeq and is a predicted model, not a curated record. Gene Ontology annotation, cellular component: cyclin-dependent protein kinase holoenzyme complex; nucleus. Lineage: Eukaryota; Fungi; Ascomycota; Eurotiomycetes; Eurotiales; Trichocomaceae.
AUGCCAUCUUUCUACAAUCCUGGCCUUCAUGGCCUACCACCUACUCCACCCCAUCUUCAUGGGAACGGUAAAAUGGAACUAGACCCUCCAUUCUUCGUUACUGGUCAUACUUCCUUCCCUCCUCGAUAUCCCCAAACUGGCUGCGAAUUCAUCGAACAGUACUCCCAGGCAACGUCUUUCGUUAAGUCGGCGCCGGCCAGUUCUCACCAACACACGAUGUCAUCUAUUCGGGGCGGUCGCGACUAUGCUGCAGCCCUUCACCACCAGCAGCACAGCGUAGCUCAGUCGCAAUUGGGAGGUCCCCAGUCUCUGUAUGGAGCAGUGUCGAGUAACGUGCCAACUUUGCCUCCCAUUCGAUCGAACAUGCACAUGCCAGCCAAUUCCGACUCCGCAAUUCCACCCCAGUACCGUCGUAACGAUGUCCAUAUUCCGGCGGAAACCCACGCCAAGGAGGAAAAGCCUACUGGUGGAGUUGCCGCUCACCUCGAUUACGAGAUGGAUCAAAUGUCCGAUUUCGUUGCCGAAACGGCCCAGGGAAUCGUCUACCCAGGACAGACAAUUGUACCCCCGCCAUUCCGGAAAUACGUUCACCAAAUUCUUUCUUCGACGCGUCUCCCCAGUUCGACUAUUUUGCUUGGUCUCUUCUACCUGGCGACCCGAAUGCGUAUGCUCUCUGCAAAGGGUGUUUAUGCUACUGGUACCGGCCAGGUAUACAGAAUGUUGACCACGGCUUUGCUGCUGGGUAGUAAGUUCUUGGACGACAACACUUUCCAGAACCGUUCGUGGGCCGAGGUCAGCAACAUCUCCGUGUCUGAGCUCAAUACCAUGGAACUGGAUUGGUUGUUCGCUUUCGAAUGGAAAAUCCAUGAGCGUAUUCACAAUAAGAAAGACGGGUUUGGGGUUUGGUUGGCCCGCUGGGAUAACUACAAGGCGACGAUAUCCUCGCGAAACGAAGUUCGCCAAAAGCUAUCCCCGAUCGACACGAACAUCACGAGGCAACUCACCAUCCCCAAGCCGCUGAUGUCUCCCGAUGGCCCGAUUCCACCGCAGUAUCAACGAAGCAACACGUACGAGAACACUUGGUUGAACCCAACUGCCUGUGAAUAUUCUCCCCCUUCCGCCCCACACAGUGGCCCCAACACACCAGACUACUACUACAAUGGAGGAGCGUGGAUGUACUCGAAUCCCCCACCUCCAUACACGCGUACAUGGGCUUCACAAACAGAGUAUCCUUCCUAUUCUCACCCUCCUCGUUCUCAGCCACCAUCGUACCAUCAUACGCCGGUGUACACUGCGCCUAUGAACCAUUCCGUUUGGACAGGUCAUGGCUCAUCCUGUGGCUGCACCUAUUGUUUGAAGCAUCAUGAACAUUAUUUUAGCGGUCACACUUUUGGAGCCCUUCAACCUAUGGUUGCUGGAUGA